GACGCCCUUCCAAACAUUGGCCCUCGUAGACCUAAAUUGACGCCUCAUAUUCGAAGACAUUUAGCAACAAGCGUAGCUGAAGAAGAUCUACAUGAUUAGCUAAGGAUUGCCGGAAUUAGGCAUUGAUACACGUUGGAAUUCUCAUGGGCGACGAUGUAAUGUCAUUCAGAGUUUCAGAAAGAGGAUUGAGAAUCUCUGUCCUUCCCUAAAGCAUCAAUUCAAUCGGGGAAAGAUGGAAGAACCUGUUGGUGUCAAGAUCGAUACUCUGCUUGAUCAUCUCAAAGAGUUUUCCAGGUAUUAUACAGGGUAUCCGCGCGAGGAACGGGUUUCACGAGUUCUGGAGUUCAAAUCAGAGCGUCAGUUUGUUGAGCUUCUGCACCAGGGCGAGCCAGUGGCUGUUGCCUUUACACUCAAAUGUCCGUGGACACGGAGAUUUGAUCGUGUCCUGGAGGAUGCAGCUGCUGAAUGGUACCCACAUAUCAAGUUUGUUCGAGUAGAUUGUCCUAAGUACCCAGGUUUUUGUAUUGCAAGGCAACGGAAGGACUACCCCUUUGUUGAGAUAUUUCACAGCCCCAAACCGGCACACACUCAGGAAGGCGUAAAAGACCGUUCUAUAUCACGUUACAGUGUCAAUGUUACUCCGUACAAUUACGACAUGAGCGCAUAUGGAUUUCGUGAAUUUUUCAAGCGCCAUCAGACAGCGUUUCAACCGCCAGCCGACAAAUAGCCUUCAUUACAGAUACUUCUGAAGUUGUACAUUCCCUAACGAAAUGAGGAAAGCAGUUUUCGUAGAGCUCAUUCAACUCAGCUUAAUGUAUGAACACAACUAAAAACCGAUAUUCCUUUCCAAGUCUUCAUUGAGAUCUCUUGAACAUUUGAAAUGCAAGUGGUGUUGUUGAGACGAA
This is a messenger RNA of Physcomitrium patens, 905 nucleotides long. RefSeq lists its product as uncharacterized. NCBI's taxonomy places the organism in Eukaryota, Viridiplantae, Streptophyta, Bryopsida, Funariales, Funariaceae. The record is from RefSeq and is a predicted model, not a curated record.